AUGGCACAUUCAUCUCCAUCAUCCGUUAAAAGUGAACCAACAGGAACAUUAUAUUCCGCUAAUGAACCAAAUUUAUCAUACACAUCUUUAUAUGAUACAUCUAUUGACAAUACUUUAACGAAUCAAACAAAUGAUAUACCUCCAACAUCAUCAUCAAUUUAUAUUGACGGACCAAUUGUUCCAUCAAAUGAUACUCCAUUUGAUCUUCUACAAGGUUUUUCUGCACCAACACUUCCAGUUUAUAUUAAUAUGGGAAUGAAUCAACCUACAGAUAAUGUAACUUUUGCAGGACCAAUAACAACAACAGAUCUACCUUUAUCACGUUCAUUAGCAUCUAUUAAUGUUGAUCAUCCACUACCUCCAACAUCAAUUCAAAGACAUAAUCAUCAACAUCAUCAUUUUCCACAUCAUUCACAAAAUCGUAAUCGUUAUCCAUAUUUAUUGGGACCAAUAAGUUCAAAAGGACUUACUCGAUCGUCAGAUUCACGAGGUAGUUUAGAUGGUCUACCUUAUUAUGAACAACGACCUGCUUUUCGACGUUCUUAUUUUGCUCUUAGAAGACAAAGAAUACCAAAAGCUCCACCAAUGCCAAAACAUUUAUUUCCUGGUUUUAAACAGAAUAGAGCAUCAAACAUAUAA
Messenger RNA from Adineta steineri, 639 nucleotides. NCBI's taxonomy places the organism in Eukaryota, Metazoa, Rotifera, Eurotatoria, Adinetida, Adinetidae. The record is from the annotation of a GenBank genome assembly.